GGCCGCGGCGGGCCUUGAGAGACGCCUCUUCGCUCGGGCCGCGGAAUGGCGGCGGCGGCGGCGAGGAGCCGGUGCUGGGCGGCGCUGGGCCGGGCGCGGGCCUCCUCCUCCUCCUCCUCCUCCUGCCUGCGCUGGGGGCUGCGGGUCCCGGCCUGGGCGGCUCUCGGGGCGAGGCCGGAGCUGCUGCCCCCGCGGCGCUGCCUCUCCUCCCGGAAUCGCCCUGAGGGCAAAGUCUUGGAGACAGUAGGGGUCUUUGAAGUGCCAAAGCAGCAUGGCAAAUACGAGACGGGACAGUUGUUCCUCCACAGUAUAUUCGGAUACCGGGGAAUUGUCCUCUUUCCUUGGCAAGCCAGGUUGUACGACCGAGAUGUCGCUUCUCCUGUGCCUGAAAAGAGUGAUUCUGCUGCUGGACAUGGAUCCAAAGAAGUGAAAGGAAAGACACACACUUACUAUCAGGUCCUGAUCGAUGCUCGCGACUGCCCACACAUAUCUCAGAGAUCCCAAACAGAAGCCGUGACGUUCUUGGCCAACCACGACGACAGCCGAGCCCUCUAUGCAAUCCCAGGACUGGACUACGUGAGCCACGAGGACAUCCUGCCAUACACGUCCACGGAUCAGGUGCCCAUCCAGCACGAGCUCUUUGAACGGUUCCUCCUGUACGAUCAGACAAAAGCUCCCCCGUUUGUGGCGAGGGACACGCUCUGCGCCUGGCAGGAGAAGAACCACCCGUGGCUGGAGCUCUCUGACGUCCACCGGGAGACCACCGAGAACAUCCGGGUCACCGUCAUCCCCUUCUACAUGGGCAUGCGGGAAGCGCAGAAUUCUCACGUCUACUGGUGGCGCUACUGCAUCCGCCUGGAAAACCUCAACAAUGAAGUUGUGCAGCUCCGGGAACGACACUGGAGGAUAUUCAGCUUGUCCGGCACCCUGGAGACCGUCCGUGGCCGGGGAGUGGUGGGUCGGGAACCUGUCUUGUCCAAAGAGCAGCCGGCCUUCCAAUACAGCAGCCACGUCUCCUUGCAGGCGUCCAGUGGGCACAUGUGGGGCACCUUCCGUUUUGAACGGCCCGACGGCUCCCAUUUCGAUGUCCGGAUCCCCCCCUUCUCCCUGGAAAGCAAUAAGGACGAGAAGACGCCCCCUUCUGGCCUCCACUGGUAGAGCAGCCUUAGGAAGCCAGCCCCCCCUCCCCCUUUUUGCCCCUCUGGACAGUUUUCCUCCCAGGACCCCCCACCCCUCAAGGGCUGACACUAGUUCUAGGUUUGAAAGAGUGUCCCUCCCACCCCCGACUCCAUCUCGAACAACUGGACCUCGAGAGGGGUGGGCUCUGGCCGUCUGCCCUCUCGCCACCGGCCUCCCGACUAGGGGCACCUCGAGCAAAGCUGCCCUGGACGGAAGCCGCAAAGCUCUCCGAAGGCCUGUGGACUCUUCCAGAUGUGAGGUGGUGUGUUUCUUCAUUAAAUAAACCGGCCUCCCUGUUACGGCACCAUCUUCCUCGUCACCUGUGUCUCCAUCGGUCCCCCCUUGUGGGGCGGGGGGCGCAGCAGCCCAGGCCCUUCUGUCACUUGAAUGGCACCGUGCCCCACUCGCCCCCCCUCUCUUUGCCGGGCCAGUUUGCACCCGACUUGUUAGCCCUCCCUGGCCUUGUUGCCAGAGCCUCUUCCCCUCCUCUUCGGUUGUUCUGAAUUGUGGCCAGGGGACUCGGGGGGGGCAGCUGCCCAGGACGAAAUAAAGUGCCACUGACUGCACAAGCAGGAAGCUGACCUCUGUGAAGCAACUGGCAGGCUGGAGAUUUCCUCCAGCCACCUGGGGUUGGCACACCUGGCAGAACGAGGUUCCUGGUGCCAAAUUGGGAGGCAGAUGCGCAGAGUCUUUGCCUCCACAGGGUGCACAGCUAUGAGGCCCGUUUGUCAACCAUCCCAGCUUCUAGGAAACAUCCAGCGUGCCACGGAGAGGACCUCUGCGCUUGUAAUAAAACGAGGACUUCUGAA
Pantherophis guttatus is the source of this 1988-nucleotide messenger RNA. RefSeq names its product DNA polymerase delta interacting protein 2 (gene POLDIP2). Gene Ontology annotation, cellular component: mitochondrial nucleoid; nucleus. Gene Ontology annotation, biological process: error-free translesion synthesis. The record is from RefSeq and is a predicted model, not a curated record. Gene Ontology annotation, molecular function: DNA binding. NCBI's taxonomy places the organism in Eukaryota, Metazoa, Chordata, Lepidosauria, Squamata, Colubridae.